AUGCUCGCGCCCAAGGCCUUGACGAUGGGAUGCAAUGUAAAGACUGGCACGAAAGGAGUGGACUUCUUCCACGGGGAGAAUGCUUUACUGGACUUUGUGUAUGCGGCCCUUGACUUUUGUAAGUGUCAAAAUAUCCAACUUGUCUUGAAAGAGCCCUUACCGCCUUCACCUGGGAUCAACACGACCAAACGCAAGAGAAGUACAAACCAAACCGCCCCAGCAUCUUCAUCACCCGCCCAAGAACUGUCCCCAAAGAACAAAGGAAAGGCGAAGCGAGCGAAAGAGGCUUCUUCUGAUGCUGCUUCACUGGCAAAACCGAACCGAAAGAAGCCCGCCGGUAAGGCGACCAAGUCACAGAACCCUGUGAAGAAGAAAAAGAUGACGAAGAAGCAGCUACGUGAGGAGGAAGAGGAGCAACGUCGUGAGAAGUCUUCAUUCUCAACUAUUUGGAGCCCUCCUCGUAGUGAUGGACCUCUCACUUCAUCAAGUUGCCGUUCUCAGAUCAGUGAUGACCAAAUCAGCGCGGACUUACAAGAGCAUGCGGAAAGAGGGGAUCUGGAUGGUAUGCGCCACUGA
Phytophthora nicotianae INRA-310 is the source of this 576-nucleotide messenger RNA. RefSeq lists its product as hypothetical. The transcript is spliced from 4 exons. The record is from RefSeq and is a predicted model, not a curated record. Bases 1 to 576 code for a protein of 191 amino acids. NCBI's taxonomy places the organism in Eukaryota, Oomycota, Peronosporomycetes, Peronosporales, Peronosporaceae.